CUAAUCGUAUGAACCCAAAUUUAACGCCUUCACGAUUGAACAGAGAAGCAGCUUGAACCUCUCUCUCUCUCAAUUAUCCGUACGUCAUUCAGAUCUAACCUUCCAAUUUCCGUUUACAUUGUGUAACUUCCUUUAAUCCAUUCCUUGAUUGAAGUUAGAAGAAUGGGAGCUGCAGGGAAGAGUUUUGAUAUGGAGGAGGAGGAAACACUAGAGAUUGGCAUGGAGUAUAGAACUGUGUCUGGUGUUGCUGGUCCUCUGGUCAUUCUCGAAAAAGUCAAGGGUCCAAAAUACCAGGAGAUAGUUAAUAUUCGUUUGGGAGAUGGAACUACUCGCCGUGGGCAAGUCUUAGAAGUCGAUGGCGAAAAAGCUGUUGUCCAGGUUUUUGAAGGAACCUCUGGCAUUGACAACAAAUUUACAACAGUGCAAUUCACAGGAGAGGUUCUGAAAACACCAGUUUCAUUGGAUAUGCUUGGGCGCAUUUUUAAUGGUUCUGGAAAACCUAUUGAUAACGGUCCUCCAAUUCUACCUGAGGCUUAUCUCGACAUUUCUGGAAGUUCCAUCAACCCCAGUGAGAGAACCUAUCCUGAAGAGAUGAUACAGACAGGGAUUUCUACCAUUGAUGUUAUGAAUUCUAUUGCUCGUGGUCAGAAGAUUCCACUUUUUUCUGCUGCCGGUCUUCCUCACAAUGAAAUAGCUGCUCAAAUUUGUCGUCAAGCUGGUCUAGUAAAGAGGCUUGAAAAAUCUGGGGAUCUCUUGGGAGACGGGGAAGAGGACAAUUUUGCCAUUGUAUUUGCAGCUAUGGGAGUAAACAUGGAGACAGCUCAAUUUUUUAAGCGUGAUUUUGAGGAAAAUGGAUCAAUGGAGAGAGUGACCCUUUUCUUAAAUUUGGCCAAUGAUCCCACCAUUGAGCGUAUUAUCACCCCUCGAAUUGCCCUCACUACUGCAGAAUAUUUAGCUUAUGAAUGUGGGAAGCAUGUUCUAGUCAUACUAACUGACAUGAGUUCUUAUGCUGAUGCUCUUCGUGAGGUAUCUGCUGCACGAGAGGAAGUGCCCGGAAGGCGUGGAUAUCCUGGGUACAUGUACACUGAUCUGGCAACAAUUUACGAGCGUGCAGGGCGUAUUGAAGGGCGAAAAGGCUCUAUCACUCAAAUUCCAAUCUUAACUAUGCCCAAUGAUGAUAUCACUCAUCCUACUCCAGAUCUUACUGGCUAUAUCACUGAGGGUCAAAUAUACAUUGAUAGGCAACUUCAAAAUCGGCAGAUAUACCCACCUAUUAAUGUGCUCCCAUCACUUUCUCGUUUAAUGAAGAGUGCUAUUGGUGAGGGAAUGACUCGUCGGGACCACGCUGAUGUUUCUAACCAGUUAUAUGCAAACUAUGCUAUUGGAAAAGAUGUCCAGGCAAUGAAAGCUGUUGUUGGAGAGGAAGCACUUUCUUCUGAGGACUUGCUUUAUCUAGAGUUUCUGGAUAAAUUUGAGAGAAAAUUUGUGGCCCAAGGGGCCUAUGACACCCGCAACAUCUUUCAGUCACUUGAUCUUGCAUGGACACUACUCCGCAUCUUCCCUCGUGAGCUCCUCCACCGUAUUCCAGCAAAGACUUUGGAUCAGUAUUAUAGCCGUGAUGCAACAAACUGAGUGUUAUGAAGUAAGUGGCUUCUUAUUUCAAUCUAUAUACUCGAGUUAGAACACGCCUGAGUUUUGCAAUUAUUUAAUCCAAGUUCGAUACCUGGUCCAUUUCACUCUGAAAAAAAAAAAUGGUUCGGCUUCUCAACUAGAGUGCAUCGAGUUUGUUUGUUUAGUUAUAUGAAAUUCUUUGUUUCAAGAACUUGAAAGCUUUUGUAAUAACUCUGCACCUUUCACUUAUUAUUUGAUAAUUUAUAUUUCUGCACCGCACUCCAGCCAUGCUGGGAAUGAUAGGGAGUGUAAUAGAAACUCAAAAGCCCUUUGUAUGAACUGUUUUUUUUACAUCUUUCUUAAAUAAAAAAUAAUGAUGUGCAAUUAAUUUGUGGAAA
This is a messenger RNA of Mercurialis annua (annual mercury), 2009 nucleotides long. Its product is annotated as V-type proton ATPase subunit B 2. Gene Ontology annotation, cellular component: proton-transporting V-type ATPase, V1 domain. Gene Ontology annotation, biological process: ATP metabolic process; proton transmembrane transport. NCBI's taxonomy places the organism in Eukaryota, Viridiplantae, Streptophyta, Magnoliopsida, Malpighiales, Euphorbiaceae. The record is from RefSeq and is a predicted model, not a curated record. Gene Ontology annotation, molecular function: proton-transporting ATPase activity, rotational mechanism; ATP binding. The transcript has 15 exons. The coding region runs from base 163 to 1632 and encodes 489 amino acids.